Molecule: messenger RNA, 1743 nt
Organism: Brachypodium distachyon (stiff brome)
Lineage: Eukaryota; Viridiplantae; Streptophyta; Magnoliopsida; Poales; Poaceae
Product: cyclase-associated protein 1
Exons: 10
Coding region: 151-1548 (465 amino acids)
Biological process (GO): cytoskeleton organization; regulation of adenylate cyclase activity
Cellular component (GO): cytoplasm
Molecular function (GO): actin binding; adenylate cyclase binding
Source: RefSeq, a predicted model, not a curated record
UCCGACCCGGAUCAGCGUCCGCCAUUUCCUCCCUUGCCCAAGGACCAGAAUGACGACACCACUGUUCCUCUAUUUUCCGUCUCUCGCUCCACCUGAUUCCUCUCGCCAAUGCCCAUCCGUCCCUAGCGGUUCCCCACGCACGAAUACGCCAUGGAGGCUUCCCUGGUAGGCAGGUUGGAGGCCGCGGUGUCCCGGCUGGAGGCUCUCGGUGCCGGGGCUCACCCGUCGGCCGUGCCGCGUGGCCUUGCGGACCAUGAGGCGGCGCAGGACCCGGCGAUCUUGGCGUUCGACGACCUCGUCGCCGACGCCGUCGGGAGGGUUUCCGCGGCGGCCGGCAAGAUCGGGGCGGAGGUCGCCGAGGUGACCAAUGUGCUGGAGAAGGCCUUCUCGGUGGGAAAGGACCUUCUCGUGAGGACCAAGCAAACUCAGAAGCCAACCGCGGAGGCCAUGGCAGUGUUCAUGGCGCCUUUGAAUGAAAUAGUCAUGGAGGCGAACGCGUUGGCAGAGGGGACGAGAUCGAACCAUGCCAACCAUCUGAAAGCAGCAGCCGGUAGCCUGGCCGCUUUGGCGUGGAUUGGUUACACCGGAAAAGGCUGCGGUAUGCUCCUUCCUAUUGCUCAUGUAGAAGAGAGUUGGCAGAUGGCAGAGUUCUACAGCAAUAAGGUGCUUGUGGAGUACAAAAAUAAGGACCCUGAUCACGUGGAAUGGGCUAAAGCACUUAAAGAGCUUUAUGUGCCCAAUUUGCGCGACUAUGUCAAGAGGUUUUACCCCUUGGGUCCCGUGUGGCAACCUCCUGGAAGUGGAACAACAAUCAAGGCACCUUCUGCUCCUAGUCCUCCGUCUGCAUCUCUUUUCAGCUCUUCAGCCACAUCAUCACAACCUAAACCUGGGAUGUCUGCUGUCUUCGCUGAAAUCAGCUCAGGGAAACCGGUCACACAAGGUCUUAGGAAGGUGACAGAUGAUAUGAAGAGUAAAAAUAGAACAGAUAGAACCGGUGUUGUAGCUACUGAAGGGAAACAAUCUCGCAAUGUAUCUGCCCCUACCUCAACCAAAGGUCCUGCUCCUGCCAAAUUUGAGCUCCAGAUGGGUCGCAAAUGGGUGGUUGAGCACCAUAUUGGUAAUAAGGGCUUGACUAUUGAAGACUGUGAUACCAAGCAAUCGGUAUAUGUAUUUGGAUGCAAGGAUUCUGUGCUGCAAGUCAAAGGGAAAGUGAACAACAUAACAAUGGAUAAGUGCACCAAACUAGGAGUGUUAUUCAAGGGCGUCGUUGCAGCUUUUGAAGUUGUGAACUGUAACAGUGUAGAGGUUCAGUGUGAGGGUUCGGUGCCAACUAUAUCGAUAGAUAACACAUCUGGGUGCCAACUUUAUUUAAGCAACGAAUCCUUAGAGGCAUCUAUAACUACCGCUAAAUCAAGUGAAGUUAAUGCUCUUGUUCCAGAUGUGAACAGUGAAGGUGACUGGACCGAGCAUCCCUUACCCCAGCAGUACAUUCAUGCUUUCAAAGAAGGGCAGUUCACAACAUUACCUGUAUCUCACUCUGGUGCAUGACCAGCACGUUCUCUCUUUUUAGAUUAGCCUUUUCAAGCUCAGAUAUUGAGCUUUUCUGCAAUUUCUAAAUAGAAAUAAUGACAUAUCCGGUGUCACAUAUAUAUGUGUGGAUGUAAAAUACUGCUUUGGAGCAACUUGUAAUGAAUGUAACGCCGCAAUAGUACAUCCAAACAAAUACAUUUUUUUUCCAGCUCA